CUGAACGUUAAUUAUUGACGGGAGCAGAGUGGGAACCCGCUGUUCAGCUUGUCAACAGGUUAACACAACAACCACAAGACCAAGCAAACCCUUCCCCCGCGCAAGGCUGGCACGCCGCUGCUGUAGUAGCAGUCAGUGAGCAAAUGCACACGCAGAACAAGCGACAAUGACAAGGGAAGCCCUGCCCCCUGUAGAACACUGUCAUUCUGCGCAAAGCGGGACUUUUGUAAAUUUGGUUUUGCGGUGCUGUAUUAAUCAUUAAACAGAAGACUGAGUGUAAAGUAAGGAGCCCUCUGUAUGUAUGUACUGUGUGCAUGAAUAGGGGUUGGAGAAAAAAAACGCACACACGCUUGACUGAUUCGUUUUUUGUAGGGUAAAACCCGCAUCUCCCUUAAUGGAAUUAAAGGCGCUCGUCACUAAUGAAUUCCCGCAAUUUAAAGGCCUUGCAGACUAUGCGGUCAGGUCAAAUCAGCGCUGUCCUUAGUACCCUAAUCUUGACAGUGUUAUUAUUAUUAUUAUUAUUAUUAUUAUUAUUAUUAUUAUUAGUCGUAGUAGUUGUUUCAGUAGCAUUAGAAAACAGCGCCUCGGUUCGGGCUUUUUAGGGUGACCAUGGUGCGGAUGUUGCUGUCCGUGGUGCUGAUAACCUCACCGUUCCACUUGGGGGCGGAUGAGGGAUCAUCUGACGCGGUGUUGCUGGGGAGAGCUGCCUGGCUUCACACUGAUGAGGCUAACUAAAGAGACUUUAGAGAGGAUUCCCCAAAUCUGACACCUAUAGAUGAAGACAUUUAAGGACAACGCAAUGUCUGCGUAAAAUAAACGGAAGGAGUCGCUGAUUUUUGUUUGUCUCGCUUUAACCUACAGAAGAAAGGGGGGGUGUUUCUCCUGUCGCUCUCACAAACAAUAUGAAGACAACAACAAAGGGAUUUCAUUAAUCCAUUCAUUUCUCCUGUCUAUUUCGAAACGCGGACAUUAUUGCGAAUCCUAUCAAGGUGCUUUGGAAAUUGAUUAUAUAUAAGCCAUUGAAAAGAGUCCUUUUGAAAAAAAAAUUCAUCAUCAGAUGACGUAAUACAAAGCAAAUACAAAGAACAUUGAAAUCUGUGCCAAGCAUCGCUGUGUGCAUCACCGGCCGUUUAUUACAAUCCAACCAGCCCGGCCGUAUACGGGCGAUGCUCGUUCAUGCUUCUGUCUCUUACCAUUUCUCUGUAUAAACUCUGCAGAUCUUUCUCCAUGUUUAGCUCCGAAAGACUCUUAGUUCCCGAAUAUGUUUCCCGGCUACAGACCCGGAGAUCCGGCCCGGAUCCCAAGGCAGUAUCUCCGGGUCUGAGCACCGAUGUCCGGGCAGCUUUAGAUGCAGCCCUGCCCCCGCUCCGCGCCGCUAUCCGGACUCUGAAAGAGGCCGAAGAAACCUCGAAUUUAGGGGAGAUUCGGCAGGGCAUCGCGCAGACAUUCCAGCUGGUCCAGGAAGCCUGGGUGCUGCCCACGGUCGGAAGGCAGGUCGCCGAGGAGAUCUGCAAUAUAAUCCGGCUGGAAGGGGCCCUCGACCUGCUUCUCAAGCUGCUGCAGUCCCCCGAAGUGGAGAUCAAGUACGAGUCCACCAAAUUACUGGAGCAAAUACUCACAUCUGAAAACAGGGACCGCGUGGCGCGGAUGGGUCUGGGGGUGAUCCUGAACCUGGCCCGCGAGCGAGAUGAUGCUCAACUUGCCCGCAGCGUCUCUGGUAUCCUGGAGCACAUGUUCAAGCACACGGAGGAGACUUGCUCCCAGCUCAUCAGCAAUGGAGCGCUGGACUCCGUGCUGUACUGGUGCCGGGGCACCGACCCCACCGUGCUCCGCCACUGCGCCAUGGCCCUGGCCAACUGCGCCAUGUACGGGGGCCACGCCUGCCAGCGGCGGAUGAUCGAGAAGCAGGCGGCCGAGUGGCUCUUCCCGCUGGCCUUCUCCAAGGAGGACGAGCUGAUCCGUUUCCACGCCUGCCUGGCGGUGGCUGUGCUCGCUGCCAACAGGGAGGUGGAGGGGGAGGUGGUGCGCUCCGGCACCCUGGAGCUUGUGGAGCCCUUCAUCGCCUCGCUGGACCCGGACGAGUUCGCGCGCAGCCUCCUCGACAGCUCCGACAACACCCAGGGACGCACCGCCGCCGACCUGCAGCACCUUCUGCCCCUGCUGGACGGGGCCCGUCUGGAGGGGAAGUGCAUCGCUGCCUUCUACCUGUGCGUGGAGACCAGCAUCAAAUCCAGGCAGAACAACACCAAGAUAUUCCAAGAGAUUGGCGCAGUGCAGAGCCUGAAAAGGAUAGUCAGCUACUCCAGCAAUGGAACCACCUCGUCUCUCGCCAAGCGGGCGCUAAGGAUGAUGGGAGAGGACAUCCCACGGCGCAUCUCUCCCGCCGUGCCUAACUGGAAGUCCGGCGAGGUGCAGACCUGGCUGCAGCAGAUCGGCUUUACCGCUUACACCGAGCGCUUCCAGGAGCUGCAGGUGGACGGAGACCUGCUUCUGAACAUUACUGACCUGGAGCUGCGCAUCGACCUGGGCAUGACGGCCGGCCUCACCAGGAAGAGGUUCCUCAGGGAGCUCCGAGAGCUGAAGACCUACGCCAACUACUCGACCUGCGACCCCAGCAACCUGGCGGACUGGCUGGGGGGGGUGGACCCGCGCUUCCGGCAGUACACCUACAAUCUGCUGCAGGGAGGCCUGGAAAGGAGCUCCCUGCCCCGGGUCACAGAGCAGCAGCUCCAGGCAGACUGCCUCGUGCAGAACGGACUUCACCGCACCAAGAUCUUGGUGGCAGCAAAAGAGCUGCUCCAGACCCCCCCACCCUGCAGUACCUGCGAGCUGCAACCAGAGGGCCCCGAUGUGUUCAUCAGCUAUCGGAGGACAACCGGCUCCCAGCUUGCCAGCCUGCUAAAGGUGCAUCUCCAGGUCCGUGGGUUCAGCGUGUUCAUCGACGUGGAGAAGCUGGAGGCCGGCAAGUUUGAGGACAAGCUGAUCCAGAGCGUGCAGCGAGCGCGCAACUUCAUCCUGGUGAUGUCGGCCGGGGCGCUUGACAAGUGCAUGGGGGACAGCGACAUGAAGGACUGGGUCCACAAGGAGAUCGUCACAGCCCUGAACGGAGGGAAGAACAUUGUCCCCGUGACUGACCACUUCCUGUGGCCCGAGCCCAGCAGCCUGCCCGAGGACAUGAGGGCCGUCCUCAACUUCAACGGAGUCAAGUGGUCCCACGAGUAUCAGGAGGCCACUAUUGAGAAGAUCAUUCGGUUCCUGCAAGGCCAGCCCUGCAGAGAUCGCUCCAGCUCUCCUGACAGUCUCUAA
This is a messenger RNA of Polyodon spathula (Mississippi paddlefish), 3306 nucleotides long. RefSeq names its product sterile alpha and TIR motif containing 1 (gene sarm1). The record is from RefSeq and is a predicted model, not a curated record. The transcript has 9 exons. Lineage: Eukaryota; Metazoa; Chordata; Actinopteri; Acipenseriformes; Polyodontidae. The coding region runs from base 1177 to 3306 and encodes 709 amino acids. Gene Ontology annotation, cellular component: dendrite. Gene Ontology annotation, biological process: signal transduction; response to axon injury; negative regulation of MyD88-independent toll-like receptor signaling pathway. Gene Ontology annotation, molecular function: signaling adaptor activity; protein binding; NAD+ nucleosidase activity.